AUGUCCGCCGAUCUGUUUGCCGCCUUUGUCACCAGUGAUGGCGAAGGCUAUUCCGCCGAACCUAAUGUCACAGGUCAAUCGCAGAAUGUGCUGUCUAAGUCUUGGGAUAACGAACUCCAUCCGACAACAGGGCUGGACCACGCUCCUGUCGUUCAAUCAAAGAAAGCUCUAAUUUCGCCGCUAUGGCAAAAAGACUCGCGAGGCACUGAUGUGCUCUUUGAUGCUGACGCAGCAGAGGACGAUGAUGAUUUCGGCGACUUUGAGGACGUCGAUGCUGCCGAUGCACCCGGUCAGGCUCCGAAGCCUCUUGUGGAAGGUGAUCAGUCUAAUAUUACUCGGCCAAUUAAUCCUGCCCAAAAUACUCCCGAUCUCAUAACCUUAGAGCCAGGGGAUGGGGCCCCAGCCACUGACCCAGGCGCAUCUGAGGUUCGCAAACAGCAAGAAUCACAAAUAUCUCUAUCGCCUACGUGUGAUCUCCCAGAACCACAAGCACCCUGGGAUGGUGACUGGGGUGAUUUUGAAGAGACAUCGCCCGCAGGGAAGCCUCCAGCUCAUUCUGGAGAGUCCAGGCUCUCCAAUCAGCCUGCGAAGAUGGAUUCCGAACCUGCCGAGGAAGUUGAUGAAGAAUGGGAGCCCUUCGAAGAUGGCCAACCACAACAGUCACGCUCUGACACGACCAAUCAAACUCAAGCCCCAGCUACAUCGAUGAGGGCGGGACGCAACGCUAUACUAGCCUCAAACGAGGCUGCGGAGAGGCCAACCAACGUACCCCCUCCCUCUAUGCUUCUUCAGCUCCUGUCUUCUGUGUUUGAGGCAGUACAUGGUCUGAACAACAGUGGGGAAGAAUCCAAGCAAGUUCUUGGGUCGAGAAUCCUUCUCGUAUUCCGCGUUGUAUCAAGGAUCAUCGCGGGACGGUCAUUACGUUGGAAGCGAGACACGAUCUUGGCACAGAGUAUGAGGAUAGGACAAGCCGGAAGCAGUCGAGGCAUGAAGCUGGCGUCCGUCAACCGAGGCGAGAGCGCAAGAGAAGAGAGGGAAGUUGAGGAUUUGAUCGGUCAUUGGUCCAGAUAUGCUCAUGAGUUCAACAGCAUCCUUGCUCAAGCACAUAUGACAGGACAUCGAUUGAAGCUUUCGUCAUCCCUUUCUUUGAAGAUAGUCAAGAGUGCCGGGUCUGGGAAACAGUGCGCUCUAUGUGGUCUUCAAAGAAACGAGAGAAUCAACGGCAUUGACACAGACACGGAAGAUCUCUUUGGCGAAUUUUGGACCGAACAUUGGGGACACAAGGACUGCUGCGAGUUCUGGUAUCUCUACAAGAAGCUUUUAGGCCAGCGAUGA
Molecule: messenger RNA, 1335 nt
Organism: Exophiala aquamarina CBS 119918
Lineage: Eukaryota; Fungi; Ascomycota; Eurotiomycetes; Chaetothyriales; Herpotrichiellaceae
Exons: 1
Coding region: 1-1335 (444 amino acids)
Source: RefSeq, a predicted model, not a curated record